UGUGGAUUAAAUACAGUCAUUAUUUCUGAUAAUGUAGACAUUUAAUGAUAAAUUCAAAUAUAGUCACUUAAAUCCUGUAGUUGAUCAGUUGGUGUAGUUGGGGACAAUGGAACGCAGUAUGUCCGUUCCAGUAUUUUUAUUCAUCCUUCUGGGAUCAGCUUUUGCUAUCCCAGAUGAGCUUAGAUCCAGUUUUGAGUUUUUAGAUCGUAGUACCAAUUUAGAUGAUCCAAAAUACCGUCUGAAGGACUACGUUCAACCAACAGAUGUAUAUGUGGACCUUGAUGUGUAUCUAGAUGAGGGUAGAUUUAAUGGGUUGGUUCAGCUUACAGUUCAGGUCCAAGCAGAGAACUUAACACAAAUUGUUCUCCACCAAAACGUGGUUUCCAUUGAGACCGUCACAGUUCUCAAUGCUAACAACCAGCCCGUUCCCCUGAGGUUCCCCAACCCUUACAUCACUGAUAGUUACUACGAAAUCCUUGAGAUCAACUUCGAGAACCCUCUGCCUGUGGGACAGUAUGACAUUGUCAUCAGAUAUUUGGGUAGGAUCAACGAGAAUCCCGUCGAUAGAGGCUUCUAUAGAGGAUAUUAUUACGUUGGCAAUGAAAUUCACACAUACGCCACGACUCAAUUCCAACCCUACCACGCCAGAAAAGCAUUCCCGUGCUUUGACGAGCCUCAGUUCAAAUCUCGAUUCGUCAUCUCUAUAACUCGUGAUGGCAACCUGAGUCCGUCCUACUCUAAUAUGGCCAUCAAUGAUACCGUAAAUUUGACCGGAGGCCGCGUUCGCGAGACUUUCCUUCCUACUCCUAUUAUCUCCGCCUAUUUGAUCGCCUUUCACGUCAGUGACUUUGUGGAGACCACUCUGACUAGCACACCUACCAAACCCUUCGGUAUCAUCUCUCGCCAAGGAGUCACCGACCAACACGCAUACGCUGCCGAUAUUGGUCUAAAGAUCACCAAUGAGCUGGAUGAUUACUUAGGCAUCGAUUACUACGAUAUGGGACAGGGCCAGCCAAUGAAAAAUGACCACAUUGCAUUGCCUGAUUUUCCCUCUGGAGCUAUGGAGAACUGGGGAAUGGUCAACUACAGGGAAGCUUAUCUGUUGUAUGACGAGAAUAACACAAAUAUCAACAAUAAGAUCACCAUCGCCACAAUUAUGGCCCACGAGCUCGCCCACAAGUGGUUCGGCAACCUCGUCACCUGCUUCUGGUGGAGCAAUCUUUGGCUGAAUGAAUCCUUUGCCAGUUUCUUUGAGUACUUCGGCGCCCAUUGGGCUGACCCCGAAUUAGAACUGGAUGACCAGUUUGUAAUCGACUACGUUCAUAGCGCUUUGAAUUCUGACGCAUCAGCAUCGGCGACUCCCAUGAACCUCAGUUCUGUAGCCGACAACAACUCUAUCUCCAACCACUUCAGUACUACCAGCUACGCCAAAGGAGCCUCUGUUCUGAAGAUGUUGGAGCACUUCCUCGGAUUCCGCACUUUCAGACAAGCUCUGAGAUAUUACCUAAGAGAUAAUGCAUAUGGACUCGGCACACCUGAAGCCAUGUAUGCCGCCUUCCGAAGAGCAGCCAGUGAGGACCUUGACUUUGAACGUCGUUACCCUAAUAUCGACAUUGGAGAAGUUUUCGACAGCUGGGUACAGAACCCUGGAGCACCUGUCUUGAAUGUGGACUUCAAUAUGAACACAGGUGUCAUUACUAUCACUCAGCAACGCUACCAACUCACCGGCAGUCCACCAGCUCAGCUAUGGCAGAUCCCGAUCUCGUGGGCACAACGUGGUUCCGGAGACUUCACCAACACCAAGCCUAGUCUAGUCCUCACUAGUAACUCGACAACCAUUCAAGCUGAGACUGGCCAUAACUUCGUCCUCUUCAACAUUAAGCAAUCUGGUCUUUACCGUGUCAACUAUGAUGACCACAACUGGGAAAUGAUUGCUUCCUUCCUUCGCAACAAUAACAACAGAGUUACAGUCGACAAGCUCAACCGCGCUCAGAUUGUCAACGAUGUCCUCUACUUCUUGCGGUCUGAACAUAUCAGCACCGAGCGUGCUUUCGACGUCCUCUCGUUCUUGGAGUUCGAGACUGACUACUACGUCUGGGGCGCCGCUAUCGGUCAGCUGGAUUGGAUAAGAAGGAGACUAGAGCAUCUGACUAUCGUUCACGACAGAUUUAAUGCUUGGCUGCUCCAACUUUUAAACAAUGUAGUCAACGACCUUGGAUUCGACGGCUGCCCUACGUGCUCCACCUCCAGAAACCUGAACCGCAUCCAGAUCCUCAAUCUGGCCUGCAACCUCGGGCACGAGCGUUGCAUCAGCGACAGCUUGGAGAAGUGGAACGCUUACAAGGCUAAUGAUACUAACUUAAUUGACGUAAAUAUCCGUCGCCACGUUUACUGCGUGGGUCUCCGUCAUGGCGACAAUAGCGACUACGACUUCCUCUUCAGCAAGUAUAACUCCUCGGAGAACACCGCUGACAUGGUCGUCAUACUCCGGGCCUUAGCAUGCACUAAUGAUACCAAUUCUUUGCUGCAUUACUUGGACCAGUCGAUGCACAACGACAAGAUCAGAAUCCAUGACAAGACCAAUGCCUUUAGCUUCGCCCUGCAAGGCAACCGGAAUAACUUGAACACAGUUCUACAGUUCUUGUUCUAUAAUUAUGCAGAGAUCAGAACUUCAUAUGGUGGAGCUGCUCGCUUGAAUAUUGCAAUUAACUCUGUAGCCGCUUUUUUGACAAACUUUUCAGAUAUUCAAAGGUUCCAAAACUGGGCAUACGUUCAGCAAUUAGGGCUUGGAUCAUCUUUCAAUUCCGCCGUCGGGGUAGUCAACUUGGCAAUAUCCAACCUGCAAUGGGGAAACAACGCUGCAGCAGAAAUUAUGGAAGAAGUGUUAGAAAGAUCAUCAUCUGCAGCCAUUACUUCAUCUAUUCUAUUAAUGCUGGCAGCCUUUGUUGCUCACAUGUUACGUUAACUUUUUAAAUAUAUGACUUUUUGGUUUUUUUUUCUUCAGAUUUAAACUGAAGUAAAGUCAGUAAGGUUGCCAGUAGUAUUAGAGUAUGUUUAUAAAUAGAAUGUGAAUUUAUUUAAGUGAAGUUUUAAUUAACUAUAGUAAAUUAUUUUAAAAUAAUA
Messenger RNA from Plodia interpunctella (Indianmeal moth), 3123 nucleotides. It is a transcript of the gene Apn4, whose product is annotated as membrane alanyl aminopeptidase-like. Gene Ontology annotation, cellular component: cytoplasm. Bases 107 to 2965 code for a protein of 952 amino acids. The record is from RefSeq and is a predicted model, not a curated record. The transcript has 16 exons. Lineage: Eukaryota; Metazoa; Arthropoda; Insecta; Lepidoptera; Pyralidae. Gene Ontology annotation, molecular function: peptide binding; zinc ion binding; metalloaminopeptidase activity. Gene Ontology annotation, biological process: peptide catabolic process; proteolysis.